Molecule: messenger RNA, 810 nt
Organism: Pochonia chlamydosporia 170
Lineage: Eukaryota; Fungi; Ascomycota; Sordariomycetes; Hypocreales; Clavicipitaceae
Product: pyridoxamine phosphate oxidase family protein
Exons: 1
Coding region: 1-810 (269 amino acids)
Source: RefSeq, a predicted model, not a curated record
AUGAAGCUCUUCCCCCAUCUCACCACCGACCUCUCCUCCUGGGCCCAACGCCAACCCGUCUUCUUCACCGGCUCAGCCGGCAAACACGCCGCCCACAUCAACGUCUCCCCCAAGGGCAUGACCGACACGCACUUCGCCAUCCUCACCCCCAACCGCUGCGCCUACAUCGACCGCACCGGCUCCGGCUGCGAGACCAUCUCCCACGCCUACGAGAACGGCCGCCUGUGCAUAAUGUUCAUGUCCCUCGGCGACACCCCCCGCAUCAUGCGGCUCUUCUGCCGCGCCCGCGUCGUCGAGUACAACGACGCCGAGUUUGCGCCGCUCGUCCGCGCCAUCGCCAAGGGAAAACGCGACGCCUUUGACGGGGCGCGCGCCGUCAUCGUAGCUGACAUAUGGGAGGUGCAGACGUCGUGUGGGUAUGGGGUGCCCCGUGUGAAGAGGGGUCUGUACGUGGCUGGUGAUGAGAGGCCGGAGGAGUUGCUGCAGAAGGGAUUUAAUGGUGAGGGCGUGGGCGAGAAGGGGAGGCUGGAUGAGCUGUGUGUGUUUGAGGCGCGGCCGACUAUGGAUGUUAUGCUGGCGAAGAAGGCGGAUGGGAAUGGGAUCAGGGAGUAUCAGACGCUGAAUAAUAGGGAUAGUAUUGAUGGGUUGCCGGGGUUGAGGGUUUGUAGGAGGGAUGCUGGCGAGGUGUUGUGGUUGGGGGAUCUGAGGGCGUGGGUGAGGAGGGUUGCGAGGGAUUGGGAGGCUUUGGUGGUGGGAUUUGGGAUGGCGGUUUUGGUGUUUUUGCUGGGGAGGGUGAUGGGCGUGGUUUAG